UUGUGUAUAAUAUUUUCUCAACCACCGAUGAGGCUGAGCUCCUAUCAUGCAUUAUCAAUUUUUUCUAACCAGAUUACUCAAUUCUUUUUUUCGUUUAAUAAAAUUCACGAUGCUAAUGAGGAGUAUGCCCAUGUGUUUCUUGGUACAUAAAAGAGAGUUAGUAUCCCCAUUCUCAUCUUAGUAUGCCCAUGUGAUUGUCGUAGCGGAAAAAAUAUAUUUUCUUUUCUACCACGAUCAAAAACAUUUGCCAAUACUUAGGAAGGUAACCAUUUGCCAAAUCAAGUCUAGAACACACAAACUAAAGGUCACUCCAAAGUCGUAACCAAAAUUAUGUCAAAUAUUUGCACAAACUUCUCUUAGGAAUUUAAACAAACUCUUGCUAAAAAGGAAAAGCAAAAAACAGUGAAGCAUGCUAUCUCUUAUGGGUUUCCCAACACAUCUCUAGAGUCCAAAUUCAUUCCUAUAUGAACAGUGAUGCUGUGUGAUUAUAUUUGUGGCACCGAAUUAGGAACAUAGGUCUGACCAAGGAAGGUGACAUUUUGUGAUGAUCAACAGGCAACCAAGUAAACCCAAACAGAACAACAGCUAGAACAAAAAACACCAACUUCGUUGAUGAAACUUUCAUCUUCGCCAUCAUUAGCAAUCAAAUAAUCGAAAAUGUUCAACACCCCCACUGCCUCAAAUUCCAAACACAACAGAUUAUAAACUGGUAUAACCAAAAGCAAGUGCUAUAAACACUUGCGUCUUUCGAAAGCACCAAGCUUUGGAAAUCCAAAUUGAUAACCAAGCAUGCCUUCAAUUUUCCAAAUAUUACACACCCAAACUCCCUCAAAAACUAACUCUAAAAAUGUGCAUUUCUACAAUCCCCAGAUCUCCCUACAGAAUGUCCAACCAAUUAGUUUUUGUAGUAAGGAAAAUACAAAUAACACAUCAUAAAACAUAAAAAAAAAAACUUUGCUUAAACAUAUUUAAAAUUGCCCAAUUUCAAAUAACACUUCAAUUCACAACACAUUUAAAAUUGCAUAAAAAAAUUUAAAAUGGUAGAAAAAAUACAUCCAAACUCAUACUCUGUGUGUGACUGAGGAGUGGUUGUAUGUGUGAAUGCGUGUAGACAGUGUGAGUGUGUGUGCAGACAGUGUGAGUGUGUGUGAAUGCUUGUUGUGUGCAUGUGUUCUAUGUUGGCUGAGAGGUUGUGUGUGUGAUCGCUGGGGGUUUGGGUAUGGGUGUGAUUUGCGUGUGUGUGUCUCUUAGACAUUUCAACAAACAGUUCAUGAGCAUUAUGAUGUGGGUCUGGGUUUUGGUCAUUUCAGUGAAAAACACAAAGAGGGGAGGGGAGGGGAUAAAGAGAAAUACCUAGGAUGGUUUUACCAACUUGCAAAUUAAUAGCACACCCAGAUACACAAGGUAAUGACUACCAAAGAUCUAUAUAUACCAAAACCCAGACCCCAAUCAUAAUUAUUCCAAAUCAAACCACCAAUAAGGUUUCUCUUGCGAUCUGAUUUUUGCGAUUUAUUUUUUGCGCAGAAGAGGGAUGAUGGGGAGAGAAGAAGAAGAGAAGAGGGAUAAUUGGGAGAAGAGGGUGUUGUGGCGCGGUUUCUCUAGCUCUGGCGCGGUGGCUAUGGUGGCUCUGCCUCUAGCUUUGGUGAUGGUGAGAGAGAGAGACCGAGUGUUUGUGUGUUUGGGGAGAAAAUUAGGGGGAGGGGAAGGGGAUAGGGAUGGGAAAGAGAGAGGAAGGGAGGGGGGAAACGACCAUGCCAUGAAUUUUGGAGAAGUGACCACUGUCUCGCCGCCUGCUCUCUGACAAUGAAGAGAUUGAGAUGCCGCCUGCUCUCUGAUAGUGAAGAGAUUGAGAUGAGAGAGAAGAAAUGAGAGAUAAGAGAUAUGGGGAAGAGCCGUUGGGAGAGAGAGGACAUGAGAGAGAACAUAUAUGGGGGAAGAGCCGAUCUGUGGGGGAAGAGGACAUGAGAGAGAAUAGAUAUUGGGUUAGGUUGGGUUGGGU
Messenger RNA from Ilex paraguariensis (yerba mate), 1999 nucleotides. Lineage: Eukaryota; Viridiplantae; Streptophyta; Magnoliopsida; Aquifoliales; Aquifoliaceae. The record is from the annotation of a GenBank genome assembly.